AUGGGUGCUAGUCACAGCACCAACGUUAGUAAUAAUCAUUCUCAUUCUCGGAGUGCUUCUAAUCAUCUGAGCAACAGCUCUCGACACUCUUGUUCAGCUGAUCGAUUAUCUUGCAUUAGGGUUCCAAGGAGGAAUUACAUUCUAAUGGAUCCUCAUAAAAAGGUUGCACUGGAGACGGAGUUCUUUACAGAAUACGGUGAAGCCAGCCGAUACCAAAUCCAGGAAGUUAUAGGGAAAGGAAGUUAUGGGGUUGUGGCAUCUGCAAUCGACACACAUACGGGAGAAAAGGUGGCCAUAAAGAAAAUCAAUGAUGUGUUUGAGCAUGUCUCUGAUGCAACGCGGAUUCUAAGAGAGAUCAAGCUCCUCAGGUUGCUGCGUCAUCCUGAUAUAGUGGAGAUAAAGCAUGUGAUGCUUCCUCCUUCACGUAGAGAGUUCAGAGACAUUUAUGUUGUUUUCGAGUUGAUGGAAUCAGAUCUUCACCAAGUUAUCAAGGCGAAUGAUGAUCUUACACCUGAACAUUACCAAUUUUUCUUGUACCAGCUUCUCCGUGGUCUGAAAUUUAUACACACAGCCAAUGUGUUUCACCGUGAUUUAAAGCCCAAAAACAUUCUAGCCAACUCUGAUUGCAAGCUGAAGAUUUGCGACUUUGGGCUUGCCCGUGUGUCGUUUAAUGAUGCACCUUCGGCUAUAUUCUGGACUGACUAUGUCGCUACAAGGUGGUACCGUGCACCAGAACUUUGUGGCUCUUUCUUCUCCAAAUAUACUCCUGCCAUUGAUAUAUGGAGCAUAGGAUGUAUAUUUGCAGAAAUGCUAACCGGGAAGCCACUGUUUCCUGGGAAGAACGUGGUGCACCAGUUGGAUAUUAUGACUGAUUUGCUUGGUACUCCUCCACCCGAAGCGAUUUCAAGGAUUCGUAAUGAAAAGGCGAGGAGAUAUCUCGGCAAUAUGAGGAGAAAACCGCCAGUUCCAUUCACUCACAAAUUUCCUCAUGUAGACCCGUUGGCCCUUCGCUUGCUGCACCGUCUUCUUGCAUUUGAUCCCAAAGACCGUCCCACAGCCGAAGAGGCACUGGCAGAUCCUUACUUCUAUGGUCUGGCAAACGUGAAUCGGGAACCAUCUACACAACCGAUACCAAAACUUGAGUUUGAGUUUGAAAGAAGGAAGAUAAUGAAAGAAGACGUGAGAGAAUUGAUUUAUAGAGAGAUAUUAGAGUAUCAUCCUCAGAUGCUGCAAGAAUAUCUUCGAGGGGGAGAACAAACUAGCUUCAUGUACCCAAGUGGUGUUGAUCGGUUUAAGAGACAAUUUGCACAUCUAGAGGAACAUUAUGGUAAGGGUGAGAGAAGCUCUCCUCUUCAACAACGACACGCUUCUUUGCCUAGAGAGAGAGUGCCUGCUCCUAAGGAAGAGAAUGGAUCACAAAAUCACGAUAUCCAGAACAGACCUGCAGCUUCGUUAUCCACGACACUCGAAAGCCCACCAAAUUCUCAGCACGAGGGCUCAGAUUACAUGAAUGGAAUAAGCCAGACGGGUUACAGUGCCCGAAGCUUGCUGAAAAGUGCCAGCAUCAGUGCAUCUAAAUGCAUUGGCAUGAAACAAAGAAACAAGUCCGAGCUCGGGGAAUCGAACAAUGAUACGGUUGAUGGUUUGUCUCAAAAGGUUGCAGCUCUCCACACUUGA
Arabis nemorensis is the source of this 1677-nucleotide messenger RNA. The record is from the annotation of a GenBank genome assembly. Lineage: Eukaryota; Viridiplantae; Streptophyta; Magnoliopsida; Brassicales; Brassicaceae.